Molecule: messenger RNA, 2037 nt
Organism: Zygotorulaspora mrakii
Lineage: Eukaryota; Fungi; Ascomycota; Saccharomycetes; Saccharomycetales; Saccharomycetaceae
Gene: AQY3
Product: Aqy3p
Exons: 1
Coding region: 1-2037 (678 amino acids)
Biological process (GO): glycerol transmembrane transport; water transport
Cellular component (GO): plasma membrane
Molecular function (GO): water channel activity; glycerol channel activity
Source: RefSeq, a predicted model, not a curated record
AUGAGCAAUAGAUUAUCUACAUCUUCGUCCUCGUCUUCUGCGAGUUCUGCGAGUUCUGCGAGUUCUGCUAGCUUGCCACACUCCGGCAAUAGAUCUGCGGAACGCGGAAACCAGUUAGAAAACGCCAAGGAAAGACCUCCACACGGCAAGGUUACAUGGGAGGGAAACGUGAAAGGUACUGGACCGGUGCCAACAGGUGUUGACACCGGUUUAUCGCCCGCGAGAGGAGUGUCCGGAGUAGGAAUGGGCACUGCUGCUGCGGCAGGAGCGGCUAAGAAAUCCAGUGAAUUGGGAGGCUUUUCGAGAAGUACGUUGGCUCCGCUGACGCCAUUAUCAAAAGGAGCUGCUGAGGAUGUUCCUCGCAACAGGCCGAGAAGACCCGUGGGUUUGGCUUAUUCAUCUCCAAAUCUGAAAGGUUUGGCUAACCAGCCCAACGCUGAGCAAGAGCUCUUGAUGGAUUACUAUCUUUCAGGCGCUAACAAUCGGGGUUCUAAUGGUAAUUAUGUUGAUCCUUUAUAUCGCCAUUUAAAUCCCUCUAGAAACCUCAAAAAUAAGCCUGUGUGGAGUUUGAAUCAACCAUUACCUCAUGUUCUGGAUCCGUCAUUGGCGGAGAAAAUGAUUCAAAAGAAUAAAGAAGUAAAGUCUCGUUCUCGUCCUUCGUCAAAGUCUGGUUCAAGAGAUGUUUCGCGGUCAGGGUCGAUGACAUCUGUCAAUGACUGGAAGAAACUUCUUAGACGUCCUGGCUCCGGCAGGAGGUUGAACGAUAUAGAAGCGCAAUUGCCAAGUUCUGCAACCCAAGCUGCGGCAAAAGCAAAAUUGAUGGAUGGACACAAACCUUCACAUUCUCAAAUUGAAUUCUCAAAAAAGGGUGCAAAAUCAGGUACUCACAAUGCUAAAUUUUCUCUUGGCGAUGAAAGCUAUCCAGCAUCUGUUGCCGAUAAUGAAUCUACGCCUCCACUCAAAAAAUCAGAGGAUGCUUCAAAUUAUACAGAUUUAUUAAAAGAACAACUUGAAGAAGAGGGUAGUACUCCUGUUGAUUUAGUUGAAAAAAGUGGUGACAUAAUUGGAGAUGAUGACGAUGAAUCUGAGGAAAUAACCUUUACCAAUUUUUGGGCAAGGAUCAGGUAUAAAAUGCGCGAACCAUUUGCUGAGUUUAUCGGUACUUUAGUGCUUGUUGUUUUUGGUGUAGGUGGUAAUCUUCAAGCAACUGUAACAAAUAAUGCUGGUGGGUCCUAUGAAUCAUUGUCCUUCGCAUGGGGGUUCGGAUGUAUGCUUGGUGUUUAUGUUGCAGGUGGUAUCAGUGGUGGCCAUAUAAAUCCGGCCGUCACUAUCUCAAUGGCUAUUUUCAGAAAGUUUCCGUGGAAAAAAGUUCCCGUUUACAUUGUUGCACAGAUCUGUGGUGCUUUCUUUGGUGGCGCACUGGCAUAUGGCUACUUCUGGAGUUCGAUUACCGAGUUUGAAGGUGGUCCAACAAUUAGGACAGCUGCUUCGGGUGCCUGUUUGUUUACCAAUCCAAGAUCCUACGUCACCUGGAGAAAUGCAUUUUUCGACGAAUAUAUUGGCACUGCAAUGUUGGUUGGUUGUUUAAUGGCACUGUUAGAUGAUAGUAAUGCACCACCGGCUAAUGGUAUGACCGCGUUCAUCGUAGGGCUUUUGGUUGCUGCUAUUGGUAUGGCUCUCGGGUUCCAAACGAGUUUCACAAUUAAUCCAGCUCGUGAUCUCGGUCCUCGUAUAUUUUCUGCUAUGGUUGGCUAUGGUAGACAUCCAUUUCACCUUACUCAUUGGUGGUGGACCUGGGGUGCCUGGGGUGGACCAAUCGCAGGUGGUAUCUCAGGAGCUCUGGUAUAUGAUCUGUUCAUCUUCACGGGUUGCGAGUCUCCUGUCAAUUAUCCCGACAAUGGUUAUAUCGAGCAUAGAGUUGAGAAGCUGUUGCAUAAGGAAUUUCAUCAUCGAAAUGGCAUGGAUGAUUCCCACGGGGUCAAAGUGGAUCAAACUAGUAGCAGCAAAGAAUCUACUCCAAAAUCUACCCCCACAUGA